This is a messenger RNA of Xenia sp. Carnegie-2017, 1018 nucleotides long. RefSeq lists its product as uncharacterized. The record is from RefSeq and is a predicted model, not a curated record. Bases 142 to 672 code for a protein of 176 amino acids. The transcript has 5 exons. Lineage: Eukaryota; Metazoa; Cnidaria; Anthozoa; Malacalcyonacea; Xeniidae.
UUCGUUUUGUUUUUCCAGAUGAUCACAUGUUUAGCUUGCUGCCAGACAUCGAGUAAUGAUAUUGUUUAGAUGAUUUGGAAAACAAAAACAUUCAACAUCUGAAACAAAUCUUGUUAUAAAACUCAACAGAAUUUUGUGACGAUGGCUAAUUCAAUGAGCUCAGCAUUGAUGAUAAUUUCAACGAUAUUGAAGGCAUUGCAAAUUGCAGCACUGGCAGUUGGAAGUGGUUUUGUCGGUAAAUUUUACAAGGAAUUUUAUGAUUAUUUCCCACAAAACGUAAUUAAAGUCGACUACUUCAGACACUAUGGUAGAUACGAAAUAUACCUCAAUGCAGCUGGUCUUGGAGUGGUAAUUGUCUUUAUUGGUUUAGUCUUUGCCUGCACACGCUUGCAAUGCAAAAAACAUGGUGCUUUUGGAUUGUUACUUUUACAAGUCAUUGGAGCUAUUGAGUUGGUGUUUGCUUCCACCUUGCUGUACAAAGUAUUAGAAUCAUAUCAAGAACACCAACAUUUGCUUUUCAUAAGUAUGCCAUCAUGGUGUGAUUUUUGCGAGAAAACAGAUCAAGACUUUCAAUGCUAUCAACUGACCAUUGGCAUGAUUUGUGGUUUCAGUGGAGCUGGAUUGUUUCUACUUGAUGCUUUGUUCUCCUUUAUUGCUUACAAAAGAUCAUAGCUUAUUACAUCUCAAACAUAAAAAUUACAUUGUUAAAUUUGGAAACAAUACAUAUUUAUGAUUUAUACAUUACUAUAUAUGCUUCUUGUGGGGUAGUUUGACUUGGAAAAAGGAUAUUGGUAUGAUUACUUAAAACAAUUCUUAAAUCUACAAUGAUAUAUCUAAAUACUUUUAUACAUAACAAGAAAAAUGCUGAUAUGAUAUUUCACUUCUUUAGCAUGAGAUGGUCAAAUUUUAUGGCAUUCAACAGCUGCUACAGGCAUACAGCUCUUGAAAAAUGCCAUAACAGGGCAGGUCUUGAUAUUGUACCUCAAUUAUUAUACAUUAUAUAUUGCCGUUUUUUUUA